AUAUUCAGUCAGCUGGCCGAGGGUAACAGACGGUUGCUAAGGUGACCAUUCCACAACACAGUAAUGACGCAUAUUUUCCCACGCAGUAUGAAUAUUGUGAGUACAAGACUGACAGCGAGAUACUUGCCCUGGGAACAUCUCUGUCAGUUAUCUCGUCACCGGUUCAUAUACUCACAUUCUUCGCUGAGAACAUCACUCUUCUCGCAGGUUUCCAAACCAAAAUUUUUGCAACAGCAUCAUCCACUGAAUCUCAUCACUACAUGCAAUUAUUCAACUGAGUUAAGUGAAAUAGUGUAUGAACAAGUUUGUGAAGAUACAUUGGAGUCUCUCACUGAAUUUUUGGAAGAUCUAGCUGCAACAGACAAUGUGCCUGAGGACGCCGAUAUUUUAUACUCGAGCGGGGUGCUGACACUUAAACUGGGAAGCUUUGGAACGUAUGUCAUCAACAAGCAGACUCCCAAUAAACAAAUAUGGCUCUCUUCUCCCGUUAGUGGCCCGAAGAGAUAUGAUUUUGUGGACGGUGUGUGGGUGUACAAGCACAGUGGAGUGACCCUGCACCACCUCUUGAGCCAGGAACUAUCAAGUGUUUUUAAGACUGAUAUUGAUGCCUCUAGCUGUGCAUAUGGAGGGAAAGGCUCCAAAUAG
This is a messenger RNA of Homarus americanus (American lobster), 645 nucleotides long. RefSeq names its product frataxin, mitochondrial-like (gene fh). NCBI's taxonomy places the organism in Eukaryota, Metazoa, Arthropoda, Malacostraca, Decapoda, Nephropidae. Gene Ontology annotation, biological process: iron incorporation into metallo-sulfur cluster; intracellular iron ion homeostasis. The coding region runs from base 64 to 645 and encodes 193 amino acids. The record is from RefSeq and is a predicted model, not a curated record. The transcript is spliced from 4 exons. Gene Ontology annotation, molecular function: ferric iron binding; ferroxidase activity; ferrous iron binding. Gene Ontology annotation, cellular component: mitochondrion.